AUGGCUGUGUCAGGUUGCACUAACGACAAUUCCUUUGGCCCGAUAGUACAGGGCUGUCGUGGUGAUUUUGACUUCACCUUGCGUUUCCAGAACAUCAUCCUGGGCAUCCUCCCGGCAGCCAUUUUCAUCCUGCUAGCACUCACUCGUGUGGCAACCCUUGCCUUCAGAUCUCGCAUCGUCGGCGGCAAAGUUCUCCAAUUUACUAAACUGGCAGUCAUCGCGGCGACUGCCGCUCUUCAACUUGUCCUACUCAUCUUAUCCUCAACAUCCAAUGAUGAAAGCGUGGAUGGGGAUACAUUUGCGGUGGCGAAUUCAGCUUUGGGAUUCAGCCAGUGGAUUGUAACACUGGCUCUUUCCUUCGCUGAACACUCUAGAGCACCAAGGCCGUCGUCAAUCCUGACCUUGUACUUGCUGCUUCAAAUCUUACUCGAUGUAACACGGUGUCGUUCCUACUGGCUCCUGGCUACUUCCUUUCAAAUCACGAGGUAUGCUGGCGUGUUUACAGCUACCAUUGGUUUAAAGGUCAUCACCCUGCUGCUUGAGCUUCAGAAUAAAGCAAGGUGGAUGACAUGGCGAAAAGAGGAUCAUAGCCCCGAGGAAACGAGCAGUCUCUUCAACCUUGGUGUUUACUUCUGGCUCAUUGGAAUCUUCCGCAAUGGAUUCAAGAAAACACUGUCGAUUAAAGACGAUCUGUAUCUUCUCGACCACGAGAUGCAGUCAAAAAUCCUUCUAGACAGGCUGACCAUUUCAUUUGCCAAAUCCUCAGCCAACGUUGGAAAACGAUUCAGACUCGCAAAGGCGCUGGGAAGAGCUCUCAUCGUUCCUCUCAUUUUGCCAGUGGUACCACGAAUCGCCAUGAUUGGUUUCCAGUACGCUCAGCCUUUCUUCAUUCAUGCCCUCCUCGAAUACCUCAUCCAUAAGGAUGUUCCCAAGAAUGACGGGUAUGGUCUCAUUGGCGCUGCUUUAAUAAUUUACGCGGGUAUUGCUAUUUCUGAUGCCCUGUUCUGGUAUUUUCACCAACGGUGUCUAUACAUGGCACGUGGUUGUUUGGCCUCGUAUGUCUACAGAUCGACUACUCAAGGCAAGAUGACAGAUAUCGGCGAUGCAGCCGUCUUGACCCUCAUGAGCACCGAUGUCGAGCGCAUCAUCUACGGCUUCCAUGGUCUUCAUGACUUUUGGGCCAACAUUAUCGAGAUCGGACUCGGCUGCUUUCUUCUGCAAAGACAACUAGGCCUAGCCUUUAUCUCCCCCAUUGUAGUGAUCCUACUCUGUGUUGCAGCUACCACCGCCAUUGCCUGGGCGAUUGGGGAGAGGCAGUCUCGUUGGAUGGCUAAGAUUGAGAGCCGUGUAGGACUCACGUCCAGCAUCAUCUCCAACAUCAAAAGUCUUCGCAUCUCAGGCAUCACGGCUCCAGUUCGUGAUCUUGUUCAAAAGAUGCGAGAGCAAGAGCUGAGUAUCGGCAACAAGUUUCGCUGGUUGCUGAUUAUGACUGCUACUGUCGCUUUUGUCCCGUCUGCCAUGUCUCCUGUCGUCGCGUUUGCCUUUACAAACGAGCAGCUGGAUACUCUCAAGAUCUUUGUGUCCUUUUCAUUCAUUACACUGCUCACCAAUCCGCUGGGAGCGAUGUUUCAAUCUGUACCGGCAGUAAUUGCUGCGUUUGUAUGCUUGGAGCGUAUCCAGAAGUUCCUCGAGAUAGAGCCUCGUGUCGACUACCGAAAGUCUUCUCGGCCUCUCUCUCCUGCAGAUGGCAGUCUGCUUGAGCAGGAUGAUGAGAAACCAUUAGGUUUAGGUCAAGGUGCUUCAAAAUCCUUGAUUUCAAUCGUUGACGGUAGCUUUGGAUGGACAUCGGAAAAGAUGACACUCACAGGCAUCUCGGUUGAUGUUCCUGUCGGGAAGCUGACGCUCGUUGUUGGCCCAGUAGCAUCUGGAAAGUCCACCUUCUGCAAGGCUCUUCUAGGCGAGGUGCCGUUCAGUAGUGGUGAAGUCAUCGUGCCUUCGACCGAGGCACCUAUUGGUUACUGCGAGCAGACGCCUUUCUUGAAAAAUGGCUCCAUUCGAGACAACAUCAUCUGGCAUUCUGUGUACAACCAGACCAGAUAUGAAGAGGUUCUGGACGCGUGCCUGUUGCGAACUGAUCUCGAUAUCCUACCAGAGGGAGACGCAACAACCAUUGGCAGCAACGGCAUCAUGCUCAGUGGUGGACAGAAGCAACGCGUAUCGCUAGCCAGGGCACUGUACCUUGAGACCGACUUCCUCCUUAUUGAUGACAUCCUGAGCGGCCUGGACAACUCCACAGGGAACGACGUCUUUCGGCGCGUGUUCGGUCCCAAUGGACUUAUGCGUCGUCGUAACGCAACAGCGAUUUUGUGCACUCACGCAAUUCGAUAUCUGCCGCUGGCGGAUCAUAUCAUUAUUCUUGCGACUGAUGGUACCGUUGGCGAACAAGGCUCAUUCGACAAACUCGCAGAGACUGGAAUAUACAUUCCGACUCUUGGGCUUUCUGAUGCCGAUGAUGCCUCCAGUACUAACUCGUCUAUUCCUGUCGAGGAGACUGUUGCGGCUACGAUGCCUGUUCCUCUCACGGCCUUUUCUACGGUUAGUAUAGGUCACCUCGAGGCCGAGUCGCGGUCAACAGGUGACGCCAAGGUUUAUCGCCACUACUAUCAGAGCGUUAAUGGCUGGGCUACCAUGACAUGUUUGCUCAGCGGUAUUAUGUACGCCGUCGGUCGUAACUUUCCCUCUAUCUGGAUGGGCUGGUGGGGAUCCAACUCCUUCGACAGGACUUCAUCGUUCUACAUUGGCAUCAUGGGCUUAUUCAGGGGUCUCCAAAUCAUCUCUCUAUUUCUGUGUGCCACUGCUGUAGUCAUAUUUAUGACCACGCAGUCUGGUAAGCUCCUUCACAAUGAGAUUCUUAAUACGCUUGUCAAUGCGCCUUUGAGGUUCUUCACGACGACUGACUUUGGUGCCGUAACGAACCUCUUUUCGCAGGACAUGACGCUUAUCGAUGGAGAGCUCCCCAUAUCUUUGCUUAACACAGUGAUCCAAAUCUUUGACGUCUUUGCAAUGGCAGUUGUUGUCGCGGUCGGUGCGCCCUGGCUAGCGAUUGCCUACCCAGUGGUAUUCUCUAUAAUCUAUAUGCUGCAGAUGUUCUACCUACGAACCUCGAGGCAACUACGUCUACUUGAUCUCGAGGCCAAGAGUCCCUUGUAUGCACACUUUCUUGAUACCAUCAGGGGUAUCGCCACUGUUCGCGCUCAAAAAUUGAGAGACCAGGAGAUCCUUUUCAACCAAGAUUUGUUGAAUCUUUCACAGAGGCCGGCUUAUCUUUUAGCCAUGGCGCAACGAUUUCUCGCCACAUUCUUGAAUCUUAUAGUCAUGGUUCUGGCCGUCGGAGUUGUCGCCAUAUCGACCCAGCUUAGAACCAACUCAGGCUUUGCUGGCUCGUCAUUGGUGACAUUGAUGUCAUGGGGAGAAUCUAUCUCCAGCCUCAUCCAGUACUACACACAAGUCGAAGUCUCGAUUGGAGCUGUGUCGCGUCUCAAGGCGUUUGCACAGAAUGUGCCGUCUGAGAAUUUGGAUCAAGAGGAUCUCGAACCGGCUGAGGAGUGGCCGACGCAGGGUGAUAUUGCCAUCCGGGGUGUCUCGGCUUCGUACAAGAAUGAUGAUGAGUCUCCUGCUUCAGAGGACGACGAAGAAUCACCGAACCUCGCAUUGGAAGACCUUACCAUCUUAGUUAAGCCGGGGCAGAAGGUGGCCUUGUGUGGCCGAACAGGCAGCGGCAAAUCCUCUAUCAUUCUUCUUCUCCUUCGUCUUCUGGAUCCCCUCUCCAACCAGUCUGAGAACAUUGUGAUAGACGGGGUUCCCUACAACCGGGUUAACCGGUCAAUCCUUCGCCGUCGUCUUAUCGCAGUACCUCAGGACCCUGUCUUUCUACCCGACGGCAGCAGUAUUAAGGAGAACCUGGAUCCUUUCAACGUGGCGUCAGAUGAGGAAUGUCUUGCUGUACUAGAAGACGUCCGACUGACUAAAUUCGCAACCGAUCAUGGCUCGAUUCAUGCAGGUAUCAGAGCUGAUGAGCUGAGUGCCGGGCAGAAACAGCUCUUUAGUCUCGGUCGCGCUGUUCUACGCCGCAGAGUCAAACAGCGUCUCUUUUCGAUCCAUGGAGGUGUUCUACUCCUAGAUGAAGUUAGCUCGAGCGUCGACAGUGCAACAGACAAUUUGGUGCAGGAGAUCAUCAAAGAGGAGUUUGCAGACUAUACUAUUGUGAUGGUAUCCCACAGGUUGAACAUAGUUAUGGAAUACUUCGACUCUGUAGUGGUUCUCGAUCGAGGUCGAGUUGUCGAAACUGGUGAUCCUAGGGAUCUGGCCAAGACUGAAGGAAGCUGGUUUAGCCAGUUAUGGGCAAUGGAGAAGAAGUAA
Fusarium graminearum PH-1 is the source of this 4419-nucleotide messenger RNA. RefSeq lists its product as uncharacterized. Gene Ontology annotation, cellular component: membrane. The transcript has 5 exons. Lineage: Eukaryota; Fungi; Ascomycota; Sordariomycetes; Hypocreales; Nectriaceae. Gene Ontology annotation, biological process: transmembrane transport. The record is from RefSeq and is a predicted model, not a curated record. Gene Ontology annotation, molecular function: ABC-type transporter activity; ATP binding; ATP hydrolysis activity. Bases 1 to 4419 code for a protein of 1472 amino acids.